Molecule: messenger RNA, 608 nt
Organism: Soboliphyme baturini
Lineage: Eukaryota; Metazoa; Nematoda; Enoplea; Dioctophymatida; Soboliphymatidae
Source: the annotation of a GenBank genome assembly
AUGUUGGUUGCCCUUUGGAUCUGCUCUGCAUUUUGCAUUUUGCAAUCGACGGAGUGUGCCGACACUUAUGAUGAAGAGCUGGUGGCGUCUCAUCUUCCCGAUGGAAGCAUACUGGCGAGUUUACGCUUUUCGAUGCUGAAGGACACCGAUUUGGGUGACCACUACAACAUGUUUCCGAUGGCACUAGGCGAGGUACUACGUCGCUAUGACGUUACUGAGUUGCACCUAAGCAUGAGUCAAGGCUUUUGGCGUCAUCGAUUUUGGGGGUACACGGAUCCAAGCGUGCCCACCGGCGCUCAGCUUGUCGCUUGGUUCGAAAAUCGCAAUGCGUCCGGCGUUGAUCAGAAAUGGAAAGGACUUAUCCAUGCGCUGACCGGGUUAUUCUGUGCGUCGCUGUCUCAGAUCAAUUCACAAUUGACGGUUCGUCCGCAACAGACCCAUCGAAUGCGCGGCGUGUCUAGCAGUGUCAUCGGCAACGACAGUCGUUUCGUUCGCUAUGGUGUUUUGCCGAGUGAAAACGUGUGCACUGAAAACUUGACUCCGUGGAAAAAAUUACUUCCCUGUAAGUCUGAUGUAAGUACUGAUAGUGGUUAUAGCAAAAGCUAAAU